Molecule: messenger RNA, 417 nt
Organism: Histoplasma mississippiense
Lineage: Eukaryota; Fungi; Ascomycota; Eurotiomycetes; Onygenales; Ajellomycetaceae
Exons: 3
Coding region: 1-417 (138 amino acids)
Source: RefSeq, a predicted model, not a curated record
AUGCUGCCCGACUGUAACGAUUCCGUAACUCGUGAGGGGAUACACUCAAGCGAAUCUCGAUUGUUGAGCUCCGUGGCUCCAUGGUGGCUUCUCCUGCAGGCUCCAGAAGAUUGGGAAUCCGAUCGCAUGGAGUUCUUAACUCGCUAUAAGCCGCGUUUUCAUCUUUUCCUUGAUGCUUUACGGGGGGCCGAAUCGGACAUGAUAUCUGAUGGUACGUUGCUCGAGUCUCAGAGGCUGUCGCCACGCAUGGGCGAGUCUUUGGAUAACGGCCUGUUCUGGUCCCUUGAGGACCGAUUACAGUAUCUGGACCAUGAAGAGCGGAACAAGAUGGACGCAAUUUACCCCAUUAAGAUGAAACAAGCAGAGGAUGGCAAAAUCGACCCCCAUUAUUCACUUGAUGGUAUCAUGGAGCUGUAG